Arvicanthis niloticus (Nile rat) is the source of this 363-nucleotide messenger RNA. Lineage: Eukaryota; Metazoa; Chordata; Mammalia; Rodentia; Muridae. The record is from RefSeq and is a predicted model, not a curated record.
AUGGAGAAGCUCAAUGCCACGUUAGCUGUCAGCUUCACUGGUUCUUACGAUGAAGGAGCUGGACAAGCUUUUAGAAAGUUUCUUCUACUCUUUGACAGAGUAUUGCUUGAAAGGAGGGCAGCCAAAACUGUGGGACACCCAAAGGUGGGGUUACACUUCCAGAAAGUCUCCAAGAAAAGUAUAGUAAGCAACAGUGUUGUGGGAUCAGGCACAACAGGAAAGUGUGGGGAGAUUCAAGCAGUCAGCGUGAAGGCUGGGGAUGAAGUUCUUCUCCCAGAACAUGGAGGCACCAAAGGAGUUUUAGAUGACAAGGAUCAUUUCUUAUUUAGAGAUGGUAACGCUCUUGGAAAGUCUGUGGACUGA